GGAGCUUGGCCGGCAGGAAGAGGGAGAAAACAGGCUGCAGUUUGUGCGUGCUAAAUCAGAUCUGGGCUGGGUGCGUCUGCGUCUGCGGCUAUUCGCCUUUUACACACGUCCGAGCGUUCAGAGGUCACCAUGUUGAUGCUGGCUGGAAUAGUUGUUGUGCAUCUCACCGCCAUUAUCCUGCUCCUGGUGGCAGCCAUUGAUAAUGCCUGGUGGUUGACUGAGACCGUGUCGACUGACCUGUGGGGAAGGUGGGAGCUGGUCAACUCGGCCUGGCAUUACACCAACCUGAAGGACUUUCCCGAGGAAUACCUCCAGGCGGUGCAGGCCACUUCAGUGCUGGCGUGCAUCUUCUCCAUCCUGGCCCUGCUGGUGUUUGUGGCCCAGCUCUUCACUCUGCCCAAAGGCCAGCGCUUCACCUACACAGGAGUGUUGCAGCUGCUGGCCUGUCUUUGUAUAAUGAUAGCGGCCUCCAUCUACAGCGCAGAGUUCCACCAGGGCGAAGAGGGAGGAUUCGGACACUCCUACAUCUUGGCCUGGAUCUCCUUCGUCCUCACGCUGCUCCUCGCCAUCACCUAUCUGGUCCUGCGGAAGAAGAGCGAGUAAGAGGGGCCGCGUCUCACGUUCCUUCUUUCUUGGGACGUUCAACAAGUGUCCUCCAUGUUGGCGAACACGAGUGGGAACUUAUAUUUCCACGCAUAAUAAGCUUCACUUACACUUCUUAUUCAUUGAGUCUUCCCUCCUUUUAAGUUGGCGGUUUAGAGCUUAGCUAAAGUGGCUACUUUGACAACCAGCUAAUGACAUUUUUUAUAAAUCAAGUUGUAUUAGCAAGUUACAAUGACGUGGCGCCAUGUUUAGAAACAGUCCUAUGCUAGUUAGCUUAGCAUCAACGAAGCUAGCUGCUAGUUAGCUUAUCAUCAACGAAGCUAGCCGCUAGUUAGCUUAUCAUCAACGAAACUAGCAGCUAGUUAGCUUAGCAUCAAUGAAGCUAACAGCUAGUUAGCUUAGCAUCAACAAAGCUAGCAGCUAGUUAGCUAAGCAUCAAAGAAGUUAGUUAGCUUAGCAUCAACAAAUCUAUCAGCUAGUUAGCUUAGCAUCAAUGAAGCUAGCAGCUAGUUAACUUAGCAUCAACAAAUCUAUCAGCUAGUUAGCUUAGCAUCAACAAAGCUAGCAGCUAGUUAGCUUAGCAUCAACGAAUCUAGCAGCUAGUUAACUUAGCAUCAACAAACCUAGCAGCAAGUUAACAUAGCAUCAACGAAGCUAGCAGCUAGUUAGCUUAGCAUCAACGAAUCUAUCAGCUAGUUAGCUUAGCAUCAAUGAAGCUAGCAGCUAGUUAGCUUAGCAUAAACAAAGCUAACAGCUAGUUAGCUUAGCAUCAACAAAGCUAGAAGCUAGUUAGCUUAGCAUCAACAAAUCUAGCAGCUAGUUAACAUAGCAUCAACAAAGCUAGCAGCUAGUUAGCUUAGCAUCAAUGAAGCUAUCAGCUAGUUAGCUAAGCAUCAAUGAAGCUAGCAGCAAGUUAACAUAGCAUCAACAAAUCUAGCAGCUAGGUAACAUAGCAUCAGCGAAGCUAGCAGCUAGUUAACUUAGCAUCAAUUAAUCUAGCAGCUAGUUAACGUAGCAUCAGCUAGUUAGCAUAGCAUCAACAAAUCUAGCAGCUAGUUAACUUAGCAUCAACGAAUCUAGCAGCUAGUUAACAUAGCAUCAACGAAGCUAGCAGCUAGGUAGCUUAGCAUCAACGAAUCUAUCAGCUAGUUAGCUUAGCAUAAAUGAAGCUAGUUAGCUUAGCAUCAACAAAGCUAGCUAGCUUAGCAUCAACGAAUCUAGCAGCUAGUUAGCUUAGCAUAAACUAAUCUAGCAGCUAGUUAGCUUAGCAUCAACGAAGCGAGCAGCGAGUUAGCUUAGCAUCAAUUAAGCUAGAAGCUAGUUAGUUUAGCAUCAACGAAGUUCGCAGCUAGCUAGCUUAGCAUGGACAAAAUCUGGGAGAAAUGUUUGCUCGACAUUUGUUUUGCUUUUGGAUUUUAGAGUUUACACAGAUUGAAUGUUUAGGGAGGUCUUUUAAAUAAAUGUUAUCGUUUCAGUGCUAAGCUAAUCCAAAAUGAAGCUUCAUAGUUACGCCAGUGUAGUGUCGGCCAUUUUGGAAAAAAGCCUCCAGUGAAAAGAAAUAAAAGCGCUUUUGUUAUCGUGAAUCUAACAUAACACUACAACUUCCUAAGUUUUUUUUUAAUUCAAGUAUCUUUAUUCUAUGAAGUAUCCCCCUUGUAUCCAUGUACAUUGCUACCAUUAUAUUUUUGUAACUUUUUUUUUUUGAAUGAAUUGUGUUUGUAGUCAGCUGCUAUCCUAAAAAAGUACUUAGUACAAGUGAAGCAGCAAUGUUUCAUUUGACCUUUUUCGAAACUAUGAAUUAGACGGUUUGUAAUGACAUUGGAGUUGAAGCCAUAUGCUAUAUCAAUAAAACAACUUGUAACUAAGAA
Molecule: messenger RNA, 2471 nt
Organism: Nerophis lumbriciformis (worm pipefish)
Lineage: Eukaryota; Metazoa; Chordata; Actinopteri; Syngnathiformes; Syngnathidae
Gene: emp1a
Product: epithelial membrane protein 1
Cellular component (GO): plasma membrane
Source: RefSeq, a predicted model, not a curated record